Molecule: messenger RNA, 3392 nt
Organism: Dromaius novaehollandiae (emu)
Lineage: Eukaryota; Metazoa; Chordata; Aves; Casuariiformes; Dromaiidae
Gene: HGFAC
Product: HGF activator
Exons: 14
Coding region: 101-1855 (584 amino acids)
Biological process (GO): blood coagulation; zymogen activation
Cellular component (GO): extracellular region; rough endoplasmic reticulum
Molecular function (GO): serine-type endopeptidase activity; calcium ion binding
Source: RefSeq, a predicted model, not a curated record
GCAGUCCCUUGUGAAAUCUCAUUGCUGAUUCACCCUCCCGCUCCAGCCCAGCCCUGGAGAGUUACCUCUGCCAGGCAGAGCCUCUGCGAGGAGAGCAAAGAUGAAAGCCUGGGCUCUUUUCACUCUUGGCUUGGCUUUGACUCUGAGCAGUGACUGUUCAAAGAUGCACUACAAAUCUGGGGCACGAAGCGGCUCAAAACAUGAGUUCUUUCGCCAACAAGUGUUUACAGAGGACGGGAAUUUGUGUAAAUUUCCUUUUCGGUAUGGUGGACGGUUUUACCGCUCGUGUUUAUCCAAUCUGGUUUCCCAAAAGACAUGGUGCGCAACAACGCAUAACUACGACCGUGACAGGCAGUGGGGAUACUGUGCUUUGUUACUCGAAGACCACUCAGAUUACUGUGCAAACAACCCUUGCCAAAACGGCGGGACCUGUUCUUUCGCUCGUGGCCAUCGGAAGUACCACUGUGCCUGUCCCGAGGAAUUCACGGGAAAGAACUGUGAGAUGAAGAAAUGUUUUGACGACAGUCUCCAUGAGCUCUUCGAUCUGGACGUGAGCUGGUCAAGAGCCCAAGAAGGAGUGGUGGAGCAGUGCGUGUGCGCGGACGGCCAGAUCGAGUGCCAGAAUGUCGAACACCAAAGUUGCGUUCAAAAUCCUUGCCUGAACGGUGGUGAAUGUAAAAUGAUUACCUUCAACGGGAGAAUGGUAUGUGAUUGCAAAGGAGGUUACGUAGGAAAGUAUUGCAAUAUUGUUCCUAGCCAUAAUUGCUACCAUGGCAAUGGUACAGAAUACAGGGGUACUGCGAAGACAACAAUUUCUGGAUACAGCUGCUUGCCCUGGAAUUCAGAUUUACUUUACCAAGAGUUUCAUGUCAACGGUGUCGAAAAAGCAAUAUUGCUAGGCUUGGGACCUUUCUCUUACUGCAGAAAUCCAGAUGAUGAUGAGAGACCAUGGUGUUACAUCAUGAAGGAAAACAGUUUGUCUUGGGAAUAUUGUAACAUUCAAUCUUGCGAAAGCAAGGAAAGGAUGCAACCAGCUCCAGAUAAUGUGGAUAAUUCUACAAUUGCCAGAAGAGCAUGUGGGAGAAGACACAAAAAAAGAAGCUUUGUAAGACCCAGGAUUGUUGGGGGAUCUUCAUCUUUGCCUGGAUCUCAUCCCUGGACAGCCGCUAUAUAUAUUGGAGACAGUUUCUGUGCUGGAAGCCUUGUUCAGACUUGCUGGGUGGUGUCAGCAGCACAUUGCUUUGUUAACAGUCCACCAAAAUCCUCUAUUACAGUAGUUCUGGGUCAGCAUAUAUUUAAUAGAACGACUGAUGUAACACAAACAUUUGAAAUAGAGAAAUAUGUCUUGCAUCCUCAGUAUUCUGUGUUCAACCCUCUUGACCAUGAUAUCGCUUUGAUUAAGCUGAAGAAGAAUGGCCAGCGUUGUGCCGUCAAGUCCCAGUUUGUCCAGCCAAUCUGCUUACCGGAAAGUAACACCGUUUUCCCUGAGGAGUACAAAUGUCAGAUUUCCGGAUGGGGACACAAGCAAGAGAAUGUAUCUGGUUAUUCAGAUAUCCUGCAAGAAACUACAGUUCCAAUUAUUCCUGAGGAGAAGUGCAGAAGCCCUGAAGUUUAUGGAAUAGGAGUCAGUGAAAAUAUGUUGUGUGCUGGAUACUUCGACAGCAAGUCUGAUGCUUGCCAGGGAGAUUCGGGUGGACCUCUGGCUUGUGAUGAAAAUGAAAUCUCUUACCUGUAUGGAAUUAUCAGCUGGGGAGAUGGCUGUGCCAGAGUCAACAAACCUGGAGUUUAUACGCGAGUGACUAACUACGUAAACUGGAUUAACGAGAAGAUAGCCCCCCGAAAAAGCACGAGCUGAACACCUAAACGUGCUACCAUUGCACAAGCAACAGGCAGGAGUCUUUCAGUUUCAUUAAAUUGGCAUGAAUAUUUUAUUGUAAAAUAGUAUGAAAACUGUCAUAGUAAUUCUUUGAAAUUUCAAAACUGAUCCCUAAAAGUCGGUCUAAUCCAGCUGAUGUCAGGAUCUUUGAUCUAGAAUUUUGGGGCUGUGGAUAGCUCCAUAUAAGAGCCUGUCUCUAUUUGGCCUAGCGAUACAAACAUGUUAACACAGAGUGUACCAAACCCACAACUGUUGGUGUACUGGUGGGGUACAUAAAAAGAGUUAUUUGAGUGUUUUCGCCCAGUUUCUGGUGGAGGUGUCGGAUCCCAUAACCAGCCCAUAACAACAUCGUCCUCGUAUUCUCAGCGGAGUUUAAGGAAAUAAAUAAAGAAAAAAGGACAAGCACCAAGAAUGAAAUUCCCUUCCCCUUGGAAGCAAUCUCCUGCAGUUCAGGUUGAGCAACACCAGUAGAGUGAUAUAGAUCAAGCUGCUCCCCGGCUAACUGCGGCCAACCAGUUCUGGGGAAAAAACAGAGGAUUUAGGCUUUGAUUCAACAAAACAUUUUAGCACAUUUUUAUGUUCCACUGACACAAAAUUAGGAUGCUAUACUUCAGAGCUCUGCUGAAUCUGGUCUGCAAUUCUCUAGCACAGCUAAUGUAACACCUCCUGAGAACAUUAAGUUUAUUGCUGAAAAAUAUUGAAAAUCAGUGCACUUGAUUUCAGACCGACAUAAUUAGGACCUUUUUCAGACUAUAUCACCUGUUCCUCACCCCAAGGAUAAUGGGUGGAAAUACUUCACCUUGACAAUAAAUACCUAAACCUUUCUUAAAAUUGUCAAUGUUUUAAAGAUGUCUUAGAUUUUGUAGUGAAGAUUUAUUUUGAUGAUUCAGAAAUGGGGGUAUUGUUCUAGAUUUUUAAACUGGAUGGCUGAGGUGAACAGCUUGGGAUUUUCCUUGGGUAUUUGGUGAUAUCAUUAACCACUAAUGCUUUACUGUCAUGGUCUGUGGAAUCAUUAUGGGAACAAUCGAAGAAAUUAUUACAAUGUAUAGCUGGUGACUGUGGCUGUGUACUCUGCUGUGCUGGCCAAAAGGCAGAAACUGAUUUAAUAUUAAAAAAAAUAUAAUCUGAUAAAGGAGAAUGGAAAAUUACAACUUUUUAAAUACAGGGAAACUUUAGCCAUGUCAGAUAUGUACAUUUGGAAGUGUUGACGUGAAAUGUUUUUCUUCUCUGGUAGUGAACAUUUUUGAAUUGCCUCAAGCAUUUCAAGCAAAGCUAGUCUUCAGGAUAUAAAAAUUAAAAGUGAGGACUGGAGACUCAGAUAUGUAUUUUUUUUGAUAGUACCAGUAGCAUCUUCAUAGGUUUCUUAGUUGUGGUGAAUUAUUUCUGUAGCUAAAAGAAACUCGGUAAGGAAAAAUAAUGAAAACCUGAAUUUGUGUAAGGGCAAAGAUAUAACAGGGUUAAUCUAGAUAAAUGAUGUAAACUGUUUAAUAAAAAUGUCUAUGGUCUGUUUCUUGGA